Molecule: messenger RNA, 1999 nt
Organism: Austrofundulus limnaeus
Lineage: Eukaryota; Metazoa; Chordata; Actinopteri; Cyprinodontiformes; Rivulidae
Gene: ube2s
Product: ubiquitin-conjugating enzyme E2S
Exons: 4
Coding region: 176-886 (236 amino acids)
Source: RefSeq, a predicted model, not a curated record
CUUAAAUUGUAGAACGUACAUUUGUUCCUGUGUAAGAAAGGAAAAUACAACCAGUGAAACGCCUCUGAGUUUUAAUCUACUAUUUAUUGUUUUCUUCUCAGACAUAAACGGAAAACGGUCUUUAUAUCUGACUCCCUCUGGGUGUUUAUCGUCUCAUUAGGUCUCAUUGUCGAAGAUGAACUCUAAUGUGGAGAACUUGCCCCCUCAUGUUCUGCGCCUGGUCUAUAAAGAAGUUUCAGCUUUAGCAGCAGACCCACCUGAGGGCAUCAAAAUUUAUCCCAGCGAGGAAGACAUAACUGAACUUCACACGUCCAUUGAAGGGCCAGAGGGAACUCCAUUUGCUGGUGGCAUUUUCCGAAUGCGCCUGGUCCUCGGGAAGGACUUCCCUGCUGUUCCACCCAAGGGGUAUUUCCUGACCAAGAUUUUUCACCCCAACGUGGGUCACAAGGGAGAGAUCUGUGUCAACGUGCUGAAAAGGGACUGGAAGGCAGAGCUCGGCCUCAGACACGUCUUACUUACCAUCAAGUGUCUCCUGAUCCAUCCAAAUCCAGAAUCGGCUUUGAACGAAGAGGCCGGCCGCUUACUUUUAGAGGAUUAUGCCGAAUACGAAUCCCGUGCCCGUCUCAUGACAGAAAUCCACGCUAUGGGCGGGCCGGGCGGCCUCUCCGGGGCACCCCAGGACCCUAAUGACGGCCCGCAGCCGAAGAAGCAUGCAGGUGACCCCACAAAGAGAGCAGGCCCCAGCGCUGCCGCCGUCCCAGCGGCUCUGGGUAACGGAGCUAGCGGAACCAGCACAACCAGUAGCAGUAGCAACAGUAGUAGCAGCAUCAGUAACAUAGCAGGGAAAAAGAAGGCAGAUAAAAAGCGCGCAUUGAGGCGACUUUAACACCUCGACUAAAUUUGUGUGUGAAUGCAAGCGUGAGUGUAAAUAUAAAUAAUGAAUUGUGAUGGCAACGAUUUUUUCUUGUUCCUUUUCUGACUCUUUUCUUCUCAGAGUCCAGAUUGUUCACUUUGUACCUUUUUUUUAUUUUAUUUUUUUCCACCAGAUUAGCUCAUCCUGUUUGCAUUAUAAAAAGUAUCUGCUCCUCUUUGAAGAGAAUACUUUUUACUCUGAAAACCAUGUCAUUACUUGUGUUUUUCUUUUGUCCUGUUCAGAUUGACGGCUAAAGAAGGAACGUAUCUGUCAUUAAAAAAAAACUUUUUAUCAGCAGACGUUCUUGCUGCUGUGAUGGUACCGUGUACUGCGCAGCCCGACCUCUUCAAUCUGAACCAGAUAAAAUUAAGAUGGAAAUAUUUUUUUCCUUUUUUUUUUUUUUUUCAAUCGUGCUCCCAAGUUGUUUGAAGCACUUACACAAAAAGUUCAGGGUUUCACAAUUCGGAGUCAAGUGUUGCCAUUGUGCAAAGGUGGCAAUCUUUUUGUAAUCUGUAUUUUUUUAUAUUAGAAUCUAAAUGUAGGAAGGAUUAAUUGGGGGAAAAGUUGACAUUUGAGCAUCUGUUUUGUUUUUUGUUGAAUUUGUUUCCCUGUCUUAACAGAGGGAGAAAUAAAACACAUAUAUAUGUAAUAGUUUAACUUUUAUAGUUCAACUAUUACAGGUUGAAAAAAGUUGAGGUCAUUGUCUGGAAAAGUAACUUUUUUCCUAAGUGUUAUUAUUUUAGCUCUCCAUCCGGGUCUGAUAUGGUCAGCUUCUAGCUGAUUCUGUUUUUCCAGUCUGGUCAGCUUCCCUUUAGUAAUCUUUUGUAACAAUUCUUAAACAAUUCCAUUCUUAUUGGGGGUAAAUGUCAAACGUAACAAGCAUAAAAAGUUAGGAAAAAGAUGGCGGUCCUAAAAGCAUCCAUGUUUUCAACCAUCACAGGGUUCUUUGGCAGGUUUUCUUUGUUCUAAAUGCAUGCAGGAAAAAAAUACUUUGAAAAUGUGCCUCUGAAACUCCUGUGAUAUCUUGUCAUUUUUAAAUUAUUUAAAUUAAUAAAACCUUGAAACCCAAGAAGCAAAUUGAAAGUA